This is a messenger RNA of Zootoca vivipara (common lizard), 14757 nucleotides long. RefSeq names its product homeobox A9 (gene HOXA9). Gene Ontology annotation, cellular component: nucleus. Gene Ontology annotation, biological process: proximal/distal pattern formation; regulation of transcription by RNA polymerase II; embryonic skeletal system morphogenesis. The record is from RefSeq and is a predicted model, not a curated record. Gene Ontology annotation, molecular function: DNA-binding transcription factor activity, RNA polymerase II-specific; RNA polymerase II cis-regulatory region sequence-specific DNA binding. Lineage: Eukaryota; Metazoa; Chordata; Lepidosauria; Squamata; Lacertidae.
CAGAUCUCCAAGAACUUUUACAACAGGAAUAGUUUGCCCGAGCCCCCUGCAAUUACUUUAGGAAUCUAUUUAAAUAUUACCUAGACGGUCGUAAUUUGUCUGGGCCAUAUAGCAAUGGUGCUGUAAGGUUUGUCGGCUUUUGUUCAGUUUUAUGACUUGCUAGUAUAUCUGGAUUGUUGCUGUCUUGGACGAGUGGUUUUAGUUGACUGAGGAGCUGCACAGGCAGAGGAAGCCAAGGGCUAUUUAUUUGCAAAGCUAGAGGACUUGGGCUUCUCUUUAUUUAUUUAUUUAUUUUAUUAAAAUAACUCGCUGGUUAAUUCACGAGGAAGGAUCCACUUUUAUUUUUUAUUUUUAAACCAAACAAAACUACCCCGCUAGACGCUCGGAGCUCUUUUCAACUCCAGAGGAAAACCUAGAUGCCCCACCCCGCAAAAAAGACGAUUCUGAUAAGGUGAGCACGUGGGAACGAGGAUCUUGAGCCUUGUUCUCCUUGAUCGAUCAGCUUUUCCGCCAUGAUUUUUCCUCCCCUCGCUACCUGCCUGCUUGCGGAUGCGCUUAAGCGGAGAAUGUUUUGGCCUUAAGGUUCUGUAUCAUUGCGCGUUGAUCAGCUCCAGAAUCCAGACAAAGGCAAAUCGGGUGGGGAGGGAAGAGAGAGGGGGAGAUUGGAAGGGGUGGGAGUGGAGACGGUGGUGAUGAUGGGAGCCUGAAAGGGCUGUGUAGCCAUUUCUUUUUCCAGACUUUGAACCCGCGCAUCUUGAUCGUCUCCGAUAGCCUAUGUAUACAAGGAUUCUUGCCUUUCGAGGCCUGUCUGGCCCCGCUGCCCCUUUCUCUAAGUUGCAUUUUAAAAAUAAAUCAUCCCCAAUUCGAUCCGUGGCUAAAUUAGAGAACUAUGAUGGAACGUAGAGAGUAAGAUUAAACGGAGUGACUUACAAAGUGGGCACAAAGGCGGUUUUAAUGAUUUGGCGGGUCCAGAAGAAGAGAACGAACUUCAUUUAUAAAAAACAACAACACAAAGAAUGUGGAAAGUUUGUAGACCGAGAUGAAGACUUUGGUGGAGAGGGCGGUGGGGGGGGCAGUGGGAAGGGUGAGGUCUUGUUGCUGUUCGGUUUUGCGAGGGGAGUGGGUUUUUCCCACCCCCUCGGAAUCUGUUUCUUUUGGGCAUUGGUGUCUCUCCAUAUUUAUUCGUAGCGGGAUCCUGUUUCGUAAGGAAAGCGGCAGUGGGGAGCCCUCUUAAUUAGGAGGCUGAGAACUGGUCGGUGGUUUAGGUAGUUUCAUGUUGUUGGGGCUGGAUCUCAAUCUCUCUCUACAGCACGAAACUGCCUUAAUUACUUCAGUUUGAAAUCAUCAACCGGGUCUAAUAAGAAUAAGCGCCGGAGUCCAUCCGUAGUAGUAAUAGCAAUACAAUACUAAUAAUACCGCCUUUUACUGAAGAAAUCUGGGAAGCUGCCAUUCCUCGGCAGGCGUUAAGUCCCAAUGCCAUUGGCUUGCCUUCUGCGCGCCGAAAAAACCCGCGCCUUUCCGGCUGCCCCUCAAUUAAUCCAUUUCAGCCAAGGUGGAAGAGGGGGGAAAUGUUUAAAGGCGCUAUUAGAGGAGACCUUCAAACUUAGCUAGGAUCGGUUGUCUUCGGGUUUUCUCAUGCAGGUUUCCUUCAAGGUCAGGUGCACUCUGCCAGUUUAGGAAUGUCCAGAUUUUAUUGUCUAAUCCCUAUCAAUGGAUACUUUGAUUAUUGUCGCUGCUGUUGCUGGUGAUAUUAUUCGCAAAAAAUUCUGUUGCACUGCUGUUUUCCUCUCUAUGUAUUGGGUGUGUUUCAGUUACUCCGCUGUAAAGGGAGAGAAUCUGGUAGCAAUUUCCAGCCCUGCUUACUGGUUCUCUCUCAUUAUAUUUUAUUGAGCUAUAUUGCGUUAUGAGGUCUCGCCGCCCGUCCGUUUGCGCAAACACACACACACACACAGAGAGAGAGAGAGAGAGAGAGAGAGAGAGAGAGAGAGAGAGCGCCCUUGCUCUCCCUCUACGUACAGUGGUGGCCUUCAGAAUCACCCUUUUUUCUCUCUGCUCUUUCUCCCCCUACCCCGAAGCUAGAACAGUCCUUCCAAUGUCUGCAGGGAAUGCAGACCCUAAGGGCAUAAGAGGCGGAAAGAGGGAGCCCGGGGAGGCAGAAAAACUCUGGAGGGGGGACCCCAAGGAUUUAUCUGUAGCUCACAAGGCCUCGGUUACGAUCAUUAUUGGAGUGUGUCCGGGCGCCUGCAUUCCAAUGAGGCGGAAUAAGCAACAGCGACCUCACUCGGGCUCCAGGCUGUUCUGUGCUGUCGCCUUGCCUUUUAUGCGCAGCAGCCCAGCAAGAGGCAAAGGAGCUGCAGCGCCUUGUUUAUACCGGAUACACACAUUGUUUACAGCUAUUGUAAAUGAACAAGACCUCUCCGUUCCAUGUCCUGGGGUGGGUCCGGGUGCAGGGAUAUUGGGAAACGCACGGGAAUAUCCUUUAUAUUCCACACACACACACACCAAGUUUCCGAACGUUUCAGAGAACAAUUAAAAGGGCUGGAGAAAUCAGAUUUGUUUAAUUCUGCCUCCCACAAACACACACCAUCCGGUCAAUUUUUGGGGGAGACUUUGCCAUGGUUGAAUAACUUAAAUGGCAAGUUCACAGAAUAAGUGCUUCGGGGCAUUGCUGCUUAUAAUAUGGACAUUGUGUGGUUAUGUAUGUGUGUGUGUUUGCACGAAUGCACGUGCCUAAGGUUUGGAUCUAGAGGAGGUACAUAUUCCCACCACGUGAAUACAGAAAGAAGGCAUUGCUGUAUGCAAGCAGCUACAAUAGCCAGCCUUCUGUAUGAAGUCUGUGCUUCUUCUGAAUCAUUCCACGAUUGUUUGGUCAUUUAUCUCGAGCAAAUCUUAUUUAAAAUCUAGAAACACAACAAAACAGACAACCCCAAGAACCCGGAAUUAUCCAUAUCAGUGCGCAAUACAUUACCUCCUACAGAAUACAGUAUUAUCCAAAUCCUAUUUGGACUACUUUUGUUUCCUUUUUUUUUAAAAAAGAAAUCUUUAUAUGUCUCUGUGUGUACACAUAUAUGUGUGUGCAGGAAUGAGAGGGAGAAGGAGGUGGAAUAUAUGUGUGUGUGUGUGGAGAGAGAGAAAAACGUUAGUUAAUUACAUUGCUUAGAUAUGUUUAGGAACAUACUGAUUACUUCAGACUCUGUGUAAAAUAAGUAAAUAAAGUGCGAGCACACACUUAUAACCCUUAAACGGCGGUUUUAUUUUUCCUUUAAUCUGUCUGGUAGGUAGAUUCAAGGGUUAAAACCUAAUAAUGUGUGUGUGUGUGUGUGUGUAACCAGAUAUAGUUAUUAAAACUCUGAAGCUGCGACCAUAAAUGCACUCUAACUUGAAAUAAAUACUAUUGAGAUCAGCAUAACAUUUUUUAACCCGGGCGAAAAUUUCCCGAAAUGGGCGAGUCAAUGUAUGUGGGUUGUUUAUAUGUAACGGCUACCGUUCUGCACACACUUACUCGGGAGUAAGUCCCAAAUUUAUGUGUUCAGGGUAAUGUCCAAAAACUGGUAGCCGCCUUAUUCCAACCCGAAGCCUAUUUCAUUGGAAGUAAUUAACAGUUCAAAGAAAGCAGGAAUUCGGCUAAUGAGGAACCUUUUUUCAUUUCCAUAUUAUUUGUCACUAAAUGGAAGUCAGCUAUAUGAGCUACAAAGCCGAGCUAUUAAAAAAAUAUUCCUGUUUAUACUGAAAAAACAAUACUUGCACCAUAUGAAGAAAAUGGCGAAGCUAACAUGCGAAGCACUUUGUAUUUAUCCCUUUCUAUCAUUUCGAAGGUGAAUAUAACAAACCAUCUUUAAAUUCUUUAAUUUUAAUGGUUCAGCAGCCAGCUUUUUUUUAGGGAGCUCGUGAAAUGUUUAUUCCUUUAUUGUAACGCGAGCCUCACAUUUCAAAUUUCUACAUGUCUACUCAAAAGCACUGAGUUCAAUGGCGCUUCUAGGUAACUGGGUAAAGAGACUGCAGCCUUAGACUGCAAAUUUACCCAGAAGUAAGUCCCACUGAGUUUAACGGGAUUUACUCUGUAGUACGUGCCUGGGAUUGCAGCCGGAUCAUUCCCGUUGUUUCCCACUCUCAAAGGCUUAAUCCGGGAUGAAAAGUCACUACCGCUUCCGAAACCCCAAAAAGUCAUAAAAACAUUUAGGAAUCCUGCUGUUAAGAUUAUUUUUCUCCUUCGAGGAGGAAGGAAGUUCUGCCAGCAUAUUUCACAACAGCUGACUCUCGAUUUUAAACAAAAAUGACGUAAGACUUCCGUCUUUCCAGGAGAGAAACCGACUAAUAAUAAUAUUUUCCUCCUCCCUCCUGUUGAGGAUAUAGCACUAAGGCGAUCACAUACUUUAGCUGUAAUUACAUAGGAAGACAUUUGUCUACAUUUUUUUUUUAAGAAAUGGCUUUGUUGAGGCAUGGGAAGAGAUUUCCAGCAUCGCCCCUGCGAAAUUAUUCCUGCUGAGGAUCUGUGAAAUAUUAAUUGUUUCUUGUAAUCUCGGGACCUUAUGUCAAAAAAAGAGAACUGACUGCUAAUUUAAGUUUUUCUCAAGACUCAGCUAUUGGAGAAGUAUGAAAGGGGAAAAGAACGCUGACGUGAUGUAAAGCUAAUGAGAACCAUACUUUUUGCGUUCACAAUAUUCACAGACGAAUUUCAUUAGCACGCGGUUUCCUUGCUAUUUGCCCCGUCUCUAGCCUGACGAAGAGUUAAAAAAAAUAAAAAAUAAAAUAAAAUACAGAGAUCCUUAUUCUAUUCCCCCUCCUCCCACUAGCAGAACACAGCAUUUCUUUCCAAAGAAAGAAAGAGAGAAAUAAAUAGGGGAAAAACGUGUAGGACAAUGAAUGCAAAUGUCACCGACAACCCACCAUUUAGUCAUAACUUUAAUCCACAACACUGGACUUGAUCUGAGAACCGUAUCACCUUCUCCUUGUUUUUCCUAGACGGCGGUAACCCUCCGCCGCUUACAGAAGCCAUAUAAGAACGUGCCAGAGAGUAAAUAACUAUUUGCACCUAAAAUCGGCUCGGGAAUGCGAUCCGCCAGCGGGGAUACUGCAUAAAAAAUGCAAGGGCGAACGAGGGUGCCCCUUUAAGGCAGGCGACAGGCAGGCUUUUUGCUCCUAUUUGCUUUCAUGCAUGCUUAGGAAUUAAUCGUCAUGAAGAGUGUGUGAAUGUGUAUUUUGUGUGUGUGUGUGUGUAUUCCUUCCCCACCCAUCCACAGACAGACACAGUCUCACACACUCACAGUCUCCAAUAUAGCUGUGCUUUAUCCGGUUCUUGACAGAAUGUGUAGUUACACUUCAGAGAGAGAGAGAGAGAGAGAGACAGAAGGGAGAAAAUGCCCAGUGGCCGUGGAUCCCCCGCCGCAGUCAACUUGAUCGAGGGGGAUGUGUCCGCUCAGUUUUAUUCCCGCAUAAAAGUUCUCUUUUGUAUUCCUCCUCUUGACUUGGUCUCUUCCUUUCACCAAAAAAAUAAAAAAUUAUAAAGGUUAUCUAGUUGUCAAACCUGCAUCAAAUAACAGGGCAUCAAAUAACUUCUUGAUAAAAUUUCACAAUAUUAUUUAAAAGAAAAAUAGCAAGAAGGGUAAUUAUCUCCCACACCUGCAGGUUAAGCUAGUAUUUGUGGCAGAAUUGAAAUGUGCCAGCGGUUCCUUGCCUUAUUCUGCUGCUGGAAUUAUUUCGGGGGCUGUGCAGGGGGUGAGGGGAGAGGGAGAAGAGAAAGAGAUUAUCGAGGAGCCAGGAGGUGGGUGUUUGGGAUUCCUGGGCUGUGGGUCCAAGAACUCUUAGAUCGGAGGUGCAGAUAAAGAUGCAAAUUUCGAUAUCGAUUUGAGAUCUCUCGCCCCCAGCCCCAGUUAUCCUCCUGCUCUGUUCGGCGGUGGGCUGUAGGAGAAGGCAGAUUCCCUUUUCGAAAGGGGAAUCGUGUUGCAUUUGACUUUUCCCUGCCAGCCCCAGUUAGCUCUGAACUCAACGGCACAGUAUUAUUUACAGUGAGUUCCCAAACUAAACACAAUAGUAUAAUUUAACCUUUCCAGGCACUCGUAAAUUUUUACUGCUGUGAAACACAGCGAUGCAAAUGAAUAUGCUCGUAGUUACUGACUUAAUAACAACCCCGUGGCUCCCGAAACAAUAACUCCUUAUGAAAUAUAAUAAAUAUAUAUUUAAAUACAGUAUGCCGCCAAUGUUAUUUUGCUUUUUUUAUUGCUUCAAUUAUUGUAUAAUUUUAUGUGAAGGUCUCCGAUCACAAGAAGGGUAGCCUGUCUGUCUGUCUGUGUGUGUGUGUGUGUGUGUAUGUGUGUGUGUGAGAGAGAGACUUGGCUUUUUUUUUUUUUUGCAAGGAACACGGGCCAUUGAUGGGAUGAUUAAUUAUGAUAUAAAAUAGUCCGCUUUAGAAAGGUGGCCAUACCCAAAAUUCUGAUCUUUUAAUCUUGAUCAGCCACAAUUAAAACAAAUAUUGCCGUACAAGUUGUCUAUCCCUUUGCAUAAAAACAUAUGGCUUUGCUAUAAAAAUGAUGACGGGAAAACACUGACCCAUUAAUAGCCUGCGGACUGAUUUAUACUUUAUUGUUCUGCUGCCCGGCCAUGUGACGCGAGGCAGCCAAUGGGCUGACAGGCAGCCUUCAACUUAUUAGGUGACUGUACUUCUUCGUGAGGACCAAGUUGUUACAUGAAAUCUGCAGUUUCAUAAUUUCGCCAGGUCUUGCCUCUCCUUUUUUUUGCAUUGGGGCUGGGGCUUGGCUUGGAUGGCUAUGUCUUCUUCGGGGACGCUCAGCAAUUACUACGUGGACUCUUUCCUCAUCCACGACAGCGAGGAGCUGGUGCAGUCCCGCUAUGGCUCGGCUUCCCUAGGUCAGCCGGCCAGGCAGGCGACCCUUGGAGACCACCCCGAGUUCACCCCGUGCAGCUUUCAGUCGAAAACGUCCGUCUUCAGCACUUCCUGGAACGCCGUGCACCCGCCGAGCGCUAACAAUGUGCCCACCGUGUACCACCCGUACGUGCAUCACCAGGCACCAAUGGCAGCGCCCGACGGCAGGUACAUGCGCUCGUGGCUGGAGCCCAUGCCGGGCUCCUUGUCUUUCCCGGGCUUGGCGGCCAGCAGGCAUUACGGCAUUAAACCUGAACCGCUCACGGCCAGGAGGGGUGACUGUACCACCUUUGACACGCACGCGCUCUCUCUGACUGACUAUGCUUGUGGUUCUCCUCCAGCUGAUAGGGAUAAGCAAGGCAACGACGGCGCGUUCUCGGAAAACAAUGGCGAGAGCGAGGCGAACGGAGACAAGCCCCAGAUCGACCCAAACAACCCGGCCGCGAAUUGGUUGCACGCGAGAUCCACUCGGAAAAAACGGUGCCCUUACACCAAGCACCAGACGCUGGAGCUGGAGAAGGAGUUUUUGUUCAACAUGUAUCUCACUAGGGACCGACGGUACGAAGUGGCCCGGCUCCUGAAUUUAACCGAGAGACAAGUGAAAAUCUGGUUUCAGAACCGGAGGAUGAAAAUGAAGAAAAUCAACAAAGACCGAGCGAAGGAUGAAUGAUGCUCGGCUUCCAGGUUUAAUCACGUUUCAAACAGCAAAAAUCUCCCCCUCCAGCGCAACGCAACACAAUCCUCCCCUCUUCUCUUCCCAGCAUACCCCGAGACUGUGUCCAGGCCUCAUGUGUUGUUAUUAUUAUUAAUAAUAAUAUUAUUUGGGGUUUCCCACCCCCCUGGGGUUGUUGCUGUUGUUUUGUCCUUGGCCAAUUCAGCUCUUGAAUGUAUCUUGCCAGCGUGCAGGGAGAUAUGGCUGUGCCCCGGUGCUAUUAUGGAGGUACCCAGAUUUAUCAUUUUCUAAUCAUAGGAAAGGAAAGAGGGGCAUUAAACGCGGAAGGCUGAUCUGUUGGCUUGUCUAAACCUACCUGUCCUUCACGAAAGAAAGAAAAAGAAAGAAACUACCUUUUUAAUGCACAAUUCUUUACAGACUGUAUAGGUUAGUCGACGUAGUUAAUUUUAUUUGCUCUUUGCGCGGCAGAGAGAGGUCUGCUCUAAUACUUGAACACUGUGUUUUAUUGUGGUAAUUAUAUUUGUGACUCAAUUUUUUGUGCUUGGGUGCUGUACCAGAUGUGAUUGUGUAAGCUAGGAUUCAAUUUGAACUCAGGUUGUUUAUUAUAAAGGUUGCAUAGAGUAUAGCUCGGUAGUGUAAGGAGUCCUUUUUCUGUAUCAUUAUUAGACAGUGAACCUUGGAUUGUACUGGGGGGAACCAAUUCGUUCGCUCUUUUUCUAUCCCAGCUUUUAAACACAAAAGUGGGGGCAUGAUCUGGGAUAGCCAAGGACUUGUGGACCCCCCCAGUUCUUUUGAAGCAAGUCAUUUUCGUAUGCACACUUGAUCUAUCUAUCUAUCUAUAUAUAGAACAGUCUUCGUCAGUUGUAUAUAUCAUAAUCUAUAUAUUAAAGAAAGAAACCCUUAAUAAUCAGGCUAGCUUGAAUCUUGUUUUUGCACCCGUGAGCAAUUUUCAGAUAACGGAGCUAUACCUAUAUGUGAAAAAGAAGGUAACUACCUAUGGUUUACGUUUUGAGUUUAAUCGAAUUUAAUUGAUUCUUAUUGUAAUGAAGUUUAAUUUUAUUGAUAAUAAAUUAUACACUCUAAAAAAAACCUACCUUUUGGUUAUUGUAGAUUUGUAUCGAUUAUUAACAUAAAAAAUAAAAAGUCCUGGACGUUAUGUUUAUGCAGAAGCUACACUGUAUAUUUUGCAAUAGUUACCUCAUGGCCUACUGACCAAAUAGUUGUGUCCAGAAUGAUAUUUAACUUUUUGCUAAAUAAAAUAUAUAUUGAUUCUUUUUAAAAAAAUUGUGCUGUUUUUAAGAUUAUUAAGAAGGCAAAACCUGCCGCAUCUUUACCUCUGGAGAGCAAUCAAAAUCCUGACACUGAUCCUUUAACACGGUUACUCAAAAGGAAGCCCCACUGAUUUUGAUGGAACUUAACUUCCAAGCAAUUAUGGUUCACAUGGCAAAUCCUUCUCCCAAACGGAAACGUGAGUGGAAUCUGGGAGAAGACGACAGUGGAGUAACUGGGCCAGGGAUGUUGCACCCAGGCUAUCCAAUGACUGUACAGAACCCUGCGCUGGAAACUAAGGAUAGUAGCUGGUGUGUGUGUCUUUAAUUAGUUAAGGUGCUGCGUAAUAAUAAUAAUAAUAAUAAUAAUAAUAAUAAUAAUAAUAAUAAUAAUAAUGGAACAAAUUGAUAAACAUAAAGCAAAGCAGGACAAAAUUUCGGUGACCUUUUGCAAGAAUAAUCUAGUUAGUACCCCGCCCCCUUUUCAACUCUCAUUUAAAAAUUCAACUUGGCUUCCAGAAGCAAAUAAUCCAUAGAUUAUGAAAUUUCAUCCAUGUCUCUUCAUAGAGAAAGCAUUCCCAAUGUAAAACCCAUUUCAGCUGCCUUCUGUGUCUUCGGUGCAUUCUCGCCCGCGAAAUAAAAACACCGCAUUAGAUGCAGCCAAAGAUGGAGGCUUAUCGGGCAACAAUGGACGCUAGAAAGGUUUUUGUCGUUGUUUCUAAAGUUCAGGUUAGAAAACCGGGCUGGUUGGCAAAGGGGUGUUGGUGAUGGAGAUUAACCAACACUUUAACGAAUACAUGCAGGCGAUGGGGUGGGGGGCAGUCCAAACGGAUGAACAAUAAAAGGAAUUCUGACUAGUUGGGAGUUUAGUCGCGCCUCGGGCAGGCUCGGCUCUCCGCUCAGAAAUUAUUAUCCUCCCCCAUAAAAAAAUACCAGUUAUAGCAGAGUUGUGCACAAGACCAAACAGGGGCUCCUCUGUAGCUCAUUGCAGAAGAGUUUAUUUUAAAGGCACAAACAAGCCCGCACACUUCCAGCUAACAAGUCUUAGCUGAAGAAGCUGUUAAGAAAAUUCAGAGCCAUAGUGUGCCAUAAAAGAAAAUGACGGCUGUAACCGUUUAUGGGGUGUAAAAUGCUGCAGGGUUGAAGGCAAGAACUUUCAGUAUCUCAGGCUUUGAAAAUGUUCGAAGGUUCAGGCUUUGAAAAUGUUCGAAGGUUCAGAGAGGCAGGGAAAAUUACUCUGAGUUUUGUUGGCCUGUUUAAUUUUUAUUUUAAAAAUAAAGAAAUCUCUGGUAAAUUGCAUUUAAUUAACAAAAAGAGAAACAGUUCUUGUCUACAAAAACGGAAGGGGGGGUGAGUUCUAAUUAAUGCCUGUUCCAGUGGUUUGGGAUGUUGCGACGCCCUCUGUUGUUGCAGACAGUGGGGACUUCAAAGAAUCCGCAUUGGAAGUGCGUAAUAAAUGGCAGGUCUGCAAACUGUCUGGAAUUCGGCCCUUAAUGAGUUUACAACUGUCCAGCCACAAUUAAGAUUUUCUACAAAAGCCCUUUCAUUUGUUUUGUCUGGCUGUUUUAGAUAAAGCGGGUCUGCGGAAAUAGCUCGUUUUUAUUAGCCCUUUCCCCCUCUGAAAUGUAGGCUGUAAGGUGAGCGUUUAUCUUUAAUGAAUAUACCGCUGGAACCUUUUCUAUAAUUGCUACUGCAUGGCAAAGUAGAUUACUGAAGCGUUUGCAAGGGUAGUUAUCAGCUCUGUUUACACGUUCGUAAGAUUCCUGCACCUAUUUUAUUGCUUGCGAUUACCAGGAUAGAACAGCAGAUGGCAGUGUUGUUCCACGAAAACAAGGGCGAUUUCCGCCAUGAGGCCAAUGGAAAAAAUUCUAAAAUGUCGACUUUCUAGGAUCAGCACAUGCGGUUUUGAAACUGCUGAUUUGAUAUUAACAAAAGGCGAUAUUAUAUAUGCCCCCACUACUAAAAUGAAUACCUUUAAUGCUUCAGUAUUUCGUGUUUCAAUAUGUUAUACUCUUAAAAGUAAAUAACUGCAAUGGUAAACUUCUCCGUUUGUAACCAUUAGUUUAAGUAUUAGUAUUUUAGUAUCAUUUCAGUUCUGUACAGACUGAUAUUUUCCCCUCUCAGCUUGAAGCAUGCUUCAAGAAUACUGCUAAUUUGACCGCAGCAAGAGCAAAUAUGUCGUGCGCAUGAGUGAUAAUCCAACACAUAUACAGUGAGAAUAUAUUUAAACAGUUUAAGUUUAUACAGAUGCAUUUGGCUUGAACACCCCGUGUAUAAUGUAAUCGACUAAUGAAAUGCAUAACGGCAUGAGUAAGGAUCUAUAAUGUACAACGUCAAAGCAGAUAUUAUCACACAAUAUAAUCGUUUGUAUUAACCCGUUCAUGGCUUUGGCAAUUUACCUGGGAAUGUGCCCCAAUGAAUGCAGCAAGGCUUCUUACUUCAGAGUAUAACUGUAUAGGACUGCAGUACGCUAUAUACUGAGGCCGCAUAAGCAAUUUUUUAUAGCCGGGAAUCUCAAAGCGCUUGGAAUGCGGAUGCUGGUGAUUGAAACGCGGCAGAGUUGUUAAAGAAACAAGCUCAGUGUGUAUUAAAAACAACAACAACGCACAGGUAGACGUGGGUUUUUUAUUCUUUUUUUUUAAUGGCUCCGAUUAAUUAAAAAAAAUAUUUAUUAGGAGCAAACAGUUUUCACAGUGCAAUGGGCGAUGCUGAGCAUCGAUGGCUCCAUCUUAAUCUCUUAUUCAGCCAAUGACCCCUGACUUUGGUUCCAUUCUGCUCUGGGCACAGAAUCCUUCGGAAACGACGUUCUUUUCGCCGGGCCAAAACAGAGGCUCUAAGUUGGUGGCUCGGCAACAAAAUUUAAUUUGAAAAUUAUUUACCGGCCACUGAAUUUCUUCACCAGAUGUCUUUGCGGCAGUUAAAGGCUCCCGCUCGCUUCCUUAAGCAAUUUCAUCUCUGUGGGACCCGGUUUAAUUAUGCAGUGCAGAUGAUAACAGUUCUAAUACACCACAGGAGUGAAAUGCCUGUACGAAUCCAGACUGGAACUCUUAUGGCAUUUUAUUUACUAAUUCGUGUGUGUGUGUGUGUGUGUGUGUGUGUGUGUGUGUGUGUGUGUGUACCUCUCCCUCACCCCUCACUUCUGAAUUCUACGGCUCCAUCGAGCCAGUAUACACAAACAUACAUAUGAGCCAGUAUACACAAACAUACAUACAUACAUACAUACAUACAUACAUACAUACAUACAUACGGAAGAUAGAUGAAUGGACUCAAUGUUUGUGAAUAAAUAAGACAAUCAUACCACAAAUGUGCACCUAAUGUACCGAAAUUAAGAGCCAAGAAAGACAAAUAACACUAUUGGGGAAAUGCCUUAAGUUUGCGUCUUUUUUCCCCUGCCAAAAAAAGAAAAGAAAAAGAACGUUUAGCAGUCAAAUGACCCACUAAAUGUGAUUAUCAAAGGUAUUUCAUUGUAAUUCCUUAAUACGAAUCCAGGAGGAUAAAACAACCUGAUUCCUAAAGAAGAUUGGAAAUUUAUUGUGCAUUUAUUGUGCAUGGGACUUACAUAUACUGUACUUAAUUCAAAUCGCCAGUAGAAAAUGCCGUUUAUAUGAACGAAUGACUGGUCAUGGCAGCUUUUAGUGUUAAUUCUUAUUGUCUUGUGUGUACUUUUAAUGUAGCUUGUCCUCAAUGACUUCAGCUACAGUAAAAUGCAAACAAGAAUAUACAUUUGCUGUAAGUAAUUUGGACAAUGGGUGAUCAAUGGAGAUACCGUAAUAAAGGAGGAGGAAGGCAGCUGAAACAGCGGAAUAAUACCCCGAGUCCAAAUUGCAGAAAAUUCUUUGCUUGAUCCAAUAAGAAACCACCCUGCAGAAUGACCAGUUGGUGUGUGUGUUUUCAAAUCAUCCUCGUUGUUUUUAACUUUUUAUUCUGUGUGUUGGUUGUUUUUUAACGAGGUUUGUUUAGAGAAAGCUAUAAAGCAGCAGUUUCUAGGUUACAAUUUUUUAAAGGGGGCGGAGAGGGCACUUUGGAUAGAAUGAGUGACCUAGGGAAAACUUUAAAUAAUUAAGCAGCAUCCAUUCCAACAUAUCUUUCAUUUUUAUUUUUAAGUGGGAUGGAGAAUAGAGGCAUCUUCUAAAACUGGACACCAUUAAAUUUCCGCAUUCAUGUACCGGUAAUAUGUCCAGGAAACAUGGCUUAGAAGUUAAUAAUCUUUUCGCCCUCUUUUUUUUUUUUGCUAUUUAUACUGGAAGUCUAUACUUUGGAGGUGAUUCGGAACUCAUUGCGAAGGGACAUUCCGUUUAGCGAGGGUUAGUCCUGAGUCUGUAUUAUAAAACUCCCUAUUUCCUGGAGGGGAGGGGAGGCCGUGGACAACGAGGUCUGUGUGUGAUGGUUUUCUCAAGUAGCGUUUCGAAGAAGUGACUUUAGGCAUACGCGAUUUUAAAAUAUAUUUAUAUAAUAAUCCCAGCAGAACUGACACACACACACACACACACACACACGUCUAAGAAAGCAGUGUGCGGUUUGAUGCUUCCAGACCUCGGCCUCAAAGCUGGUUGCACUUAACGGUGUCCUUUCAAGACUCAUCGAUAAAAUUCUGUCUUGCUCUUAUCAAUACCCAAGUCUAGACUGUCGGUUCUGUUUGCUGCUGUUUUCUUCUGGCAUCUUGGCUGCGUUGUCACCAGAGGAGCAAUUUAUUGGAAGAAUGCCGUCUAAAUCCGCUUCUUUGAUCUGGCUCGUCGUCUUUGGCAGGUUUUCCUUCGCCUUCCCUUCUUAACUUCUUAGCCCUUUAUAUUUCUCUCAGGAGGCUUUUCUUCCUUUCUUAAAAUUUCAAGGUUUUUUUUGAGGGGGUGUUAUUACUGCAGCCCCGCAAUCUUGCACCACACGCCUCCCCCCCCCCCUCUCACAUUUUCUUCCUUUGGGAUUGACAGCCAUCUUAGUGCGUAGACCGAUUUUGGCGGAAUCGAAAACCAAAGACGUCGCAAAGCAAACCUCGAAGGGCAUCCAUGGGGACGGUCUCCGAGCCCAGGACCGAUUCCAGUCCAUAUCACUGAUUGUGAAGAUGAGUUCGUGAUAAUAACGUUCUUCCUUUGCAAAACUGUACACCAACACCUCUCUCCAGCCCCUGUUGCACCCGGGCCUCCUCAGGCCCCUUAGCUGAGCCCCCCCCCCCCAAUUCUCUGCUUCCCUCCCAUGGGUUACCAAAAUGUGCCCCUCUGAAGGGUCCCUGCGAAAUAUGGGCCAGGCAUAAUUCUAAACUGGUGAGAACCUCUUUGUACACACAGGAUACCAAACUCUAUAAUCUAAAGGGAGAAUUUCCGGGGCAAUCUCAUUGUCCUCCUUCCAGUUUAUGAUGUGCAAUAUAGCAGGGCAGUAAAAGCUGUCUUUACCAAAACUCCCCCGUCUGAGGGAAGGAAACUAGUUUUACGAUCCGUUUUAAAGGAAGGGUAGGGCGCAACAUCCUCAAUGGCUUGUCCUCUUAUUGCUUGGUGGGGGCCGAGUGUUUAGAAAUUAAGGAGCUGGCUUAUCCGAGAUCUGGGGAGGGGGGGGGAGGGCGGACCGGACACACAUGCCACCGCUCUCACUCACCACCACCACCACCGAAAGCCAGAGGUAGGUAUUUAUUUACCCCGGGGGUGGGGGAGGAAAAAGAAGAAGCAAGGAUGAAACAAAGAAACUUGAGUCCGCAUCCCAAGUCUCUUCGAUUUUUUUUAAAAUAAGAUAAAAACAAACGGACUUUCAGCACCUCUUAUUUCCCACUGUAUCAUUUUUGGGGGGCUGGUGGUGACUGAAAUAUGCAUGCUAUUGGAUAGAAGAAAUCUACACUGGUAAAGGCAGACCGGCUGAAUCACCGAAAAACAUAACAUAACAUAACAUAACAAAAAUGCCUCCUGGAUAUAAACCUUCCUGAAGUAAGAGGAGGCAAAAGCAGACACAUGCCU